This is a messenger RNA of Emericellopsis cladophorae, 1344 nucleotides long. Its product is annotated as Stabilin-like protein. Bases 1 to 1344 code for a protein of 447 amino acids. Lineage: Eukaryota; Fungi; Ascomycota; Sordariomycetes; Hypocreales; Bionectriaceae. Gene Ontology annotation, biological process: macroautophagy. The transcript has 2 exons. The record is from RefSeq and is a predicted model, not a curated record. Gene Ontology annotation, cellular component: fungal-type vacuole membrane.
AUGAAGUUCACGCCUUUCCUCGCCUCUGGCGCUGCUGCCAUGCUCAUCGUGCCGGGAUCCUCGGCCAACGACGAGCCCCAGGCGCCCAUCUCCCUCGACCAUGGUGAGGCAUCGAAUUUUUGGGACAGGCUCGCCCCGGCUGCUGAUGCAAUCGAGUCGGCCAUUGAAGAUUCCAUCGACUUCCUCACCUCUGGCUUCGAGACGGUCAAGGAGACCGUGGGCGAGCUGCAGGAGGAAUUCCAGACACAGCUCGAUGACGCCGUCCAGGCCGUCGAUGACCACCACCACCACCAUCCCCCCAAGCACGACACCAGGGACCACACCAUCUACGAGCUCAUCAGCAAGAGCAACUACACCAAGAUAUUCGCCAAGAUUGUCGACGAGCACCCUGACGUCGUCAAGCUGCUCAACUCGACGCACGCGUCCCACAACCUGACCCUCUUUGUGCCCAUCGAUGAGGCCUUUGAGCACAUCCCCGACGACCAUGAGAAGCCUAGCAAGGAAUUUGUCGAGGCCCUCCUCCAGUACCACGUUGGCAUUGGCGAGUACCCCGCGAAGCGCAUUCUCAGCACGGACACCAUUCCUACUGCCUACAAUGAGGAGUGGCUCGGUGGUGAGCCCCAACGACUGCGCGUCGGCCUUGGCCUGGGCGGUGUCAACCUCAACUUUUACAGCAGGGUCGUGGCCGUCGACAUUGGCGCAAAGAACGGUGUCGUUCAUGGCAUCCGUAGCAUCUUGGUGCCGCCUCCCAUGAUCGGCCGCAUCCUCACCCUCUUCCCCGGCGAGUUUUCGACCCUCCUUCUCGCCUACGAGAAGACGGAGUUUGUCAAAUUCAUCCACGGCGUCAAAAUGGUCGGCAGCACCGUCUUUGCGCCCUCCAACCGCGCCUUUAGCAGCCUUGGCCCGCGCGUCAACGCCUUCCUCUUCAACACCGAGACUGGCCUCAAGUACCUCAAGGCCCUGCUCAAGUACCACAUUGUCGCCAACGUGACCCUGUACACAGAUGCUGUGUACGACAAGACCGACGGCGAGGCCAAGGAGCAGUCUCGCGAGCACUUUGACCUCAAGACGCUGCUGGGUGACGCACAUAUUGGUGUGGACACGGCCACGUUUGCCGGCUUCACCGUCAUCAAGGUCAAUGGCUUCGCCAACGUUGUUCGCCGUGAUGCACCGGGAAAGAACGGUGUCAUCCACGUGCUGGACAAGGUCUUGAUUCCUCCCCGCAAGCAUGGCGAGGAGAGUCUGUUUGAGGAGAUCUUUGAGGAGCUGACCGUCGAGGAUCUCAUGGAGCGCCUUGACGAGUUUGUCGAGGAUGGCGAGAAUCCCAACGAGCUAGAGCUGUGA